CUGGUAUGGCAGUCUGCAUCUGGCUGUGGUUCGGGAAAGGGUCCUCGCCACUCUCUUCCUGAGUGCUGUGCUAGUGAGUGUGGCAGACUGGACCAUAGCCACAGCAUCAGUGCAUCAUCACCUGACACAGCGAGGAUUAAAUCCACAGUUCGAUUUUGAUUCUGGUGUUGAGAGCUAAAGUCUCUUUCCUCAGAAAGCUUCGCGUUAAAAGCACUAAGGUGUCUCGUGGAGAAUGACUGCUUGAUCAUCGCCAGGAGAAAUCGUCAAGGCGAGCGGCAGCGGACCGACGUCAGCAGAAGUCAGCGGAAAGCCAAGGGAGGAGAGAGAAGAGCGGGGAAAAUCGUGUCCUGCCUUCACCGCCGUCAACGUAAAUUGAGGCAGUCCAUUGUCUGCAGGCCCAGUAUUUUUUCUCUCUCUCCAUUUCUUCAUGUGUUGCCCCGUUCGCUGAUCCCGCCGCCAUGAAGAUUACAUAUUUACUCGGAUUAUGUAUAUUAUUCCUGUUUGUGAUAGUAUGUCCAGGUUUAUCGGAGGAACAAGGCGUAGUCGAGGAGGACCAGAUCCUGCAGCAGGACACGGAGGAGAUGCUGGCGGACGAGCCGGCGGACGAGAGUGACGGGAACAACGAAGGCGCCAAAGGAGGCGGAAACGACGUCAACGACGAAGAUGACGACGAAACAGAGGAGCAGAACGAGGACGAGCUACAGUCCGACGAUCCGAAGGGAUUCAAACGGGGACGAGGCAGGAGCAAGUCGUACCGCACUUCGCUGUCCAGCACGAGGGUCAUCCGGCCAGGACGAGACGAAGGUCAUGGUGGCAGAGUGAGAACGGAAAGGAAGACAGCAGUGUCCGCCUAGACUUGGAAGCCGAAUUCCACUUCACACAUCUUAUAAUUACAUUCAGGACUUUCCGUCCAUCUGCUAUGCUUAUUGAGAGAUCUUUUGAUUUUGGUAAAACAUGGAAGGUUUAUAGAUACUUUGCUUAUGACUGUAAUGAAGCCUUCCCAGGCAUUCCAACUGGCCCACCUUCAGCUAUCAACGAUGUGGUUUGUGAAUCUCGUUACUCUGCAGUUGAGCCAUCUACAGAAGGAGAGGUUAUCUUCCGAGUUUUGGCACCAAAUAUUGAGAUUGAAAAUCCAUACAGUGAAGAUGUUCAAAAUCUCUUGAAGAUAACCAAUUUGCGUGUGAACUUCACAAAACUUCACACACUUGGUGAUCAGUUACUGGACAACAGACGAGAGAUUAAGGAGAAAUAUUACUAUGCCAUUUAUGAGAUGGUUGUAAGAGGUUCGUGUUCCUGCUAUGGUCAUGCUUCCCGCUGCUUACCCCUGCCAGGUGUUGAAGAUCGCCCUGAUAUGGUCCAUGGACGCUGUGAGUGCACUCAUAACACAAAGGGUUUGAACUGUGAAGAGUGCGAGGAUUUCUACAAUGAUCUGCCAUGGAGACCAGCCAUUGAAAAGGAAUCCAAUGCAUGUAAAAAGUGUAACUGCAAUAACCAUGCCACGAGAUGCCACUUUGACCCAGAUGUAUAUGAGAGCUCUGGACGCAUAUCAGGAGGUGUCUGUGAUGACUGUGCACACAACACUUAUGGGCGUAACUGUGAGCAGUGUAUCCCAUACUAUUAUCAGGAUCCUGCCAGAGACAUCCGAGAUGCUGAUAUUUGCCAACCCUGUAACUGUGACACUCGCGGAUCAAUAGACGAUGCCAUUUGCGACUCCCACACUGAUGUUCCUGCUGGACUGCUAGCUGGAAGGUGCCACUGUAAGACUAAUGUUGAUGGCCUGAAGUGUGAUCAUUGCAAGGCUGGUUACUGGAAUUUCACUGCUGAUAAUCCAGAGGGUUGUCAAGCUUGUACAUGCCAUCUUCUGGGAACACUCAAUAAUGCUGGCUGCAAUGUCCUGACUGGAGAAUGUUCCUGCAAGCGAUUUGUGACUGGACGUGAUUGUAACCAGUGUUUGCCCCAGCACUAUGGCCUGUCUGAGCACCCAGAUGGAUGCCAGCCUUGCAGCUGUGAUCGAGGAGGUUCCCUCGAUAACAACUGUGAUGUGCUCAGUGGCCAAUGCAAGUGUCGUCCCCAUGUCACAGGUCGUCGUUGUGACACACCUGAGGAAGGAUAUUAUGUUGCAAGCCUGAAUUACCUUACAUAUGAAGCAGAACUUGCAAGGGGCUCUGAGCUUUAUUGUGAAGAGGCCAGUUUAUAUGACUUCAGGCAAUCCAGACUAAGUAACUGCCAAGUAGUGAUGAGGGAGCCCUACCGUGAUGGACGUGACACUACUUGGACAGGCCUUGGCUUCAUGCGUGUAUUUGAAGGAUCAUACUUAGAGUUUGAGAUAGAGAACAUUGAAACUAGCAUGGAGUACGACCUAGUUAUCCGCUAUGAGCCCCAGAUUAUGCUGAUUCCAAAGGCUGAAAGGCUACCCUUCUACUCUGGCUCAUCUGAACUCGAUGACCUGCGAUACGAGUUUGAGAGAUAUCGGUGCAGCGAGGGCUUCUAUGAUGGUCAGAAAGUUGAAAACAUUCCAGAAAUUUGCCGAAAAAAUCAUUUUGGCAGUAUUGGCUUUUAUGUCUAUGGUCAAGCAUUCGCUUGUCAGUGUGAUGGCACUGGCAGUUACAGCAGCAUAUGUAGCUCUAUGGGAGGUCAAUGUGACUGCAAACCAAAUGUAGUUGGUCGUCGCUGUGAUAGAUGUGCACCAGGAACAUUUGGCUUUGGCCCAGAGGGUUGCAAGCCUUGUGAUUGCAGCCCAGUUGGAGCCUUGGACAAUUUCUGUGAUCAGCAGACAGGCCAGUGCAAGUGUCGACCGAACACCUAUGGCCGACAGUGCAAUGAGUGCCAGCCAGGGUUUUGGAACUUUCCAAAUUGUCAGCGGUGUGAGUGUAAUGGUCAUGCUGAUACCUGUGACUCCUACAGUGGAAUCUGCCAUGAGUGCCGUGAUAACACCACUGGUCCAAACUGUGCCUUGUGCAUUGAAGGCUUUUAUGGAGAUCCUCGUCUGGAAGUGGGUAUUGCCUGUCGCCCAUGUCCAUGCCCAGGCACAGUGGACUCUGGACAUAGUUUUGCUGACCGCUGUACACUUGAUCCCCGUACUAAGGAUGUUAUAUGCGAAUGUGCUGAUGGAUAUGCUGGCUCGAGGUGUGAUGUAUGUGCAGAUAACUAUUUUGGAAACCCUGAAGUGCCUGGAGGUCAGUGCGAAUCUUGUGAUUGCAGUAAUAACAUUGACAUCUCACGUCCUGGGAACUGUGAUGCACGCAGUGGGGAGUGCAUACAAUGUCUCUUUAAUACCUUCGGCUUCAACUGUGAGCGAUGUCGCCCAGGUUACUAUGGAGAUGCACUUAAUCAGCAGUGCAGAGAGUGUGUCUGUAAUAUCCUUGGUACUAACCAGACUAUUGAGUUCUGUGACCAUGAGACUGGCCAGUGCCCCUGCCUUCCUAAUGUGCUUGGACUGGAGUGUGACCGCUGUGCUGCAAACCACUGGAAGAUUGCAUCAGGCAUGGGCUGCGAACCCUGUGCAUGUGACCCUGUGGGUUCCUUCUCUGAGCAGUGCAACGAGCAACAUAGCCGGACUUACAGCUCUAGGGGGACUUUUGAUGGGCAGUGUCAGUGUCGACCUGGAUUUGGUGGACGCCAGUGCAAUCAGUGCCAAACAAAUUUCUUCGGCAAUCCACGUGUUGAAUGCCUGCCUUGUAAUUGCAACCCAGAAGGUUCAGAGACUCUCCAGUGCAAUCAUGAGACAGGACAUUGUGAGUGUCGUGAGGGCAUCGGGGGUGUAAAAUGUGAUGAGUGUGCCCGAGGAUUCACCGGCAGAGCACCGUACUGUCAGACAUGUGGGGAAUGCUUUGACAACUGGGACCUUAUUUUGAAUGACUUGCGAGAGCGCACAGAAGCCCUGAUUGCAGCUGCUGGACAGAUCAAGCAGACAGGAGCAACUGGUGCUUACAGUCAUGAGUUUGAGUCAAUGGAAGAGAAGAUUGCAGACGUACAGAACAUUUUGCUAACUGCCAAUCUAACAUCACAGAAUCUUGCUUCACUCUCAAGCCUCAUUUCUGAGUUAACAGACAACCUAACUGUAGCUGCAUCAGAACUUCAAGACCUGGAGCAUGGUGUGGAUAACACUACACAGCGCAUUUCUUUGGCUACAAAUGCCCUGGCAGAUCUUCGAUUGCAAGCAGAGGAACUGAAGAAUCAAGCAGGAGACCUUAAAGAAAAAGCUACCAAGUUGCAAGAAGCUAAUGUUGAAGGUGCUCUCAACCUCACCAGGGUGGCUGGAGAAAGAUCACGAGUUGCCCAAGAGAAGGUUGAGCUUACUCAAGUCAUUGUUGGGGAGUCAAGACGCUCUCGCCGCAGGACUGAAAAUCUUCUUCUGCAUGCUUUAGAUCGUUUCAACCGCACGCAGAUUAAAAAUGCAGAGGAUUUAGCAGAAAUGACAGAUAUGUUGGAUGAAAUGUAUCGGGGCAUCCCUGAUCUUAAUGAGCAGGUGUGUGACCGAAGGGGUGAUCCUUGUGAUACUUAUUGUGGUGGAGCUGGAUGUGGAAAGUGCGGAGGGCUCUCCUGUAAUAAUGGUCUCGUAAACACCGCUGAGCUUGCCCUCAAGUUUGCAGAUGAUGCCAAGGAAAUGCUGAAGAAGAAGGAGGCUUCAGUUGAUGAGCUAUUACGAGGCAUUUCUGGGGCUAAAAGGCAGUCUGAUGUAGCCUCAGACUUGGCUCAAAUGGCCUAUGACCUGGCCUUCAGCUCCCGCAACUUAACAGAUUCAUACAAAGCAAGAAUUACUAAGCUCUUAGAAGAAAUAGAAGAAUACUUUAGCACACCUGGUGCCAAACCCCAAGAAAUUAGGGAUCUAGCUGAAGAGGUCUUGAGCAUCGUUAUCUCCCUGGAACCAGAACAGAUUACAGACCUAGCAGAGAAGAUCACACUUGCCAUUGAGACUCUAACAAAUAUUAAUGCAAUUAUUGAUGCAACUAGGAAUGAUCUAGACCUCGCAAUACAGUUGAAAGAAAGAGCUGACAGAGCCAAGAUUAAGGCUGAAGGAACUCUGGGUGUAGCAGAGCGUGUUGUAGAAGCCCUCACUGAAGCAAGUGCAGCACAGGAUGCUGCAGAACAAGCUAUUGUGCAGGCUAGUGAUGACAUUGAGGCCACCCAGACUCAUCUUACCCAGAUUGCUAGUGAGACCAGUGUAGCUCAGGCCAAAGCCAAUUCCUCACUAAGGGAGGUACAGGACCUGGAAAGGAGAGUUGAGAGUGUAAAGUUGCAGUAUAUCAUCAAUCAACAACAUCUCGAAGAUACAACUGCUGCUGUCAACCAGGCGGAUCUCAAAGCACAGCGAGCAGCCAAUGAUGCUAAACAGCUGGAAGAUAAAUACUUGAUUGUAGAGGAAAAGCUACAGAUUAAGUUCCAAGCAGCUGAAGAAGCCAGACGAAGGGCAGAAGAACUUCGAAAGAGAGCAAACAAAUUGGCAUCAGAAGCUCAAGUCAAGCUAAGUAUGCUUAAGGAGAUGGAGGUAAUAUUUGUGAAGAAUGAGGUAAUUCUUGAAGACUAUGAGGAAGAAAUUCGCAGAAUGGAAGUGAGCAUGGAGGAGUACCAUGAAUACAUAUCAAGGAAGACAGAAUUCUAUGCUACCUGUCAGUCUGGGAGACGCUGAUCUGAUUCUCAAGAGGAACCAUGUUUUGUCAGGCUCAUUGUCGAUACCAUAAAAAGUUAUUCAUCUUUUAUAAUCUUUCCUUGUUUAGAAUUCUGUGAAGUCCAGUAAGAAAAAGUUUUUUUUUUUUUUUAUAUUAUGAAAGAUUAAAGAUGUAAUUACGGAUGUAAUGGCUUUACUCCACUAUUAAAAAAGCUUCAAUAACAAAGUUUUAUCAGCUUAUGGAGCAAGAGAAUUAAAUGUUCUUGAUACUGACAAUGCCCAGAAACACUGUUAUUUAUUACCAGAUACUGCACUUCAUAAUUCCUGAAAUGAAACACUUAGGAAGCCUUUUACACUUUAAUGUACAGUCAGGGAUAUUGAAUGAAUAUAAAUUGGUUGUAUACCUGUGGCUUGUGUUUAUUUGUACUUUUUAAUUUUUUCCCUCCUUUUUUUGCAAUAGUAUUUUUCAGUUGUUGAACUGAAAAUUAUUUUUAAAAGGUAUUUGUGUAAAGUUGAUUGAACAAAACAUAAAUAUAAAUCUUCUUAAGGUCAUUGUUAGCUUCUGAUAGUCAUAAAUACAGUAUUUCAACUUUUUCAUUUGUAUCUGUCAUCAUUUACAUUUUAUUUACAAUAUAUUAUUAAAGGGAGAAUGUCUAGCAGAUAUGUUAGUUCACCCUUUAAAUAAUUUAUAUAAGGUGAAAAAACAAAAAAUCUCUACAAAUAACAGUGAAUUCCUAACAGCAGUUUAAUAAUAAUCUUCCAUAAGUAGCAGUUUUGAAUGGAAUGACAAAGAGAAUCUCUUGUGUAGUUCUUUAGAUUUGACUGUAAAUAAACAAGUAUGUAUAGAUAUUAAGACACUGCCACUCACUACCAAAGUGCCGAAACAAUCUUUGUAGCUUGGUUUUAGUUUUGUAAAAUUAACUAAUAAUUUUAGUGUGGUUACCAUUUUCUCCUUUUUAUCUUUCUCUUUUUUCAAACAAUAAUCUCUGUCUGUAUUAGGAGCUAGGUUUUGCAGCAAAGAUUGAUAUUUGUCAUAGUUGAUUUAGCUGAUGCAUCAGUAUCCUAGUCUCUUGCAACAACUCUGUAAAUAUGCAAAAAAAACUUUUGAUUUGGUAUGUUUGUGCUUAAGUAUUAGUAAAUUGUGGAUUUAGUUGAUUUUAUUAUGCUAUUUGUUUUUAUUAUCAUUGUCAUUAUUAUUAUAUUUAUUAUUGUAAUUAUUAUUGAUCAUUUUAAGAUAAUGAACUUCGGGUGCUACUAGUGUACAAACGAGAUUUUUAAAUAUGCCCAAAAUUAUCUUUUUUUGUAUGAAUUUGAUAAUAAAGUAUGUAUGGGUUAGGUUA
Molecule: messenger RNA, 6948 nt
Organism: Penaeus vannamei (Pacific white shrimp)
Lineage: Eukaryota; Metazoa; Arthropoda; Malacostraca; Decapoda; Penaeidae
Source: RefSeq, a predicted model, not a curated record